This is a messenger RNA of Microplitis mediator, 1084 nucleotides long. RefSeq names its product protein SLC31A2-like. The coding region runs from base 219 to 818 and encodes 199 amino acids. NCBI's taxonomy places the organism in Eukaryota, Metazoa, Arthropoda, Insecta, Hymenoptera, Braconidae. Gene Ontology annotation, cellular component: plasma membrane. The record is from RefSeq and is a predicted model, not a curated record. Gene Ontology annotation, molecular function: copper ion transmembrane transporter activity. The transcript has 5 exons. Gene Ontology annotation, biological process: copper ion transmembrane transport; intracellular copper ion homeostasis.
UUGUAUUAUUCAAAUUCAUCUAAAAAAUGGCAUUUAUCUAAUGAAAAAUUUUUUUAAUAAAACAUCAACAGUAUUAUAUAAUUUUUCAAAGUGAUAAAUAUUUAUUUAUUAUGAUUAAAAACAUUUAGAAAGUGUUUUGUAAUGAAAGCAACGUAAAGUUAGUACAAACGUUAGUCUCAUUAUCUUCUUUCAUUCAUCUGUAUGAAGAAACAAAUAUCAUGAUGCAUAUGUCAUUUUGGUUUGGUACAGAUCUGGGAACGUUUUUGUUCAAUGGUCUAAAUGUCAAAACUAUUAGUGCUUUUUUUGGGACUUGUUUGGGACUCAUUGCCAUAGCAAUUAUUUAUGAAGCAAUGAAAACAUUACAAAUAAAAUUACAUCAAUUGACUAAAGCUUCACUGUCAACAAGUGAAUCACAAACUAAUGAAAAAUCUUCUCUGUUAUCACAAUUUGUACCAAAAUUUCCACGAUUUUCACCAUCAUCACAAUGGUGGGGAAUAAUUUUAUGGAUUCUAGAAGUAUUGCACUAUUCAGCUCAAACGACUCUUGGUUACAUUAUUAUGUUAGUUGUGAUGUCUUACAAUACCUAUAUUUGUAUAGCAUUAAUUAUAGGUUCUGCUAUUGGAUACUGGACAUUUUCACCGAUAUUACUUUAUUUUAAUUUGAGAGAAUUGAAACAAAAAAAUAAAAACAUUUCAUGUAGUCCUGGAUGUUCAGAUUCCAUUUCAACAAUUGAAAGACGACCAUCUACUGUAUCUGAUGUUGCCGAACAAUUAGCAUCGGAAAUAAGUGCUGAGAUUCAUAUUGUGGCUGACACAUAAUACAAAUAAUGUGUGUGUACAAAAUAUUAGUCAAAGUCCAAUAGCUCACAAUAUAUAUAUACAUACAUAUUAUAAGUGAUAAGAACAAAAUAUAAGUGAUAAAUGCUCAUGUUAAUAUUGUUAAUCGUUUUAUAUUUAACAAAAAUUUUAUACUGUAAAUUUUAUACAGUUUAUUUGAUUAUUUCGUAAUUGUAUUUACGAAAAUAAAGAUAUAUUUUAUUGUUAUAUGUAUUUACUAAAUUUUAACUAUUUAUAAAUUAUUUAUU